CAAUAUCGGGCACUGCUGUGCUGAGAGUGAACAUGCGUCUGGCAAACAGGUAUAGUGUGGAUACAGUCCUAAGGGUGGUGCUCAAUCUUGCAAGAAAAGAAGGAAUUCUACCAACAUGGCAAUGAAGGAGAAAUGAUGGCACUCACCCCAAAAAUGGACUUGCAUGGAUGACUUUAUUGUGUGCUCGUCAAUCAAAGUGCAUGUGCAUAGCAGCGUUCAGCGUUCAGGCAGGUGAAGGCGGGCAAGGACGCCGGGAGACCCAGCGUGUAGGUGACAGCUGUCUCGCACUUCCGUGCUUCGUAAGACCAUCAGGUAGAAUAAGCAUUUGAUGCAACCAAUGAUAUCACAGGAAAAAAAAUGCUGGAACUCUAAUGAGGAAGAGUUGCCAUUUGGCUCUGUGUUCCUAAGGCGCCAUUAUGUCUGAAAUCUCUGCACCCCAUAGUGCUGUAUCCAGAUAGAUUCAUUUUUUAUCUGUCAUUUGGCUCAUCCUUUUUAAUGUGUUGCCAACUGUGUCACCAGUUCAAAUUGAUGCCAUGAAAAAAGAUGAGCGUAAAAUCAUUUUGUUUCCAAGACCGAGAAGAACCCCUUCGUUUGCAUGGUGUCCAGUAUCCAGGAUCAUCCCCAUAUCUCAUAAUGCCUAUAUUUACUCUGCACACUAAUUUAUGCCAAAGUGCAAUACCCCAGACCUUCAUGUCUGACCUUUCCCAGCUACUUGAACAGGCCAUGGAUGUACCAGCUAAGUUCUUUGCAGUGAUUGUUCACACCAAUCAACAAAUGACUUUUGCUGGAACAAAAGAUCGCUGUGGCCUGUGCAGUCUGCAAAGCAUUGGAAAAACUGGGGGUCCCAGGAAUGAAAACUACUCAAAGAUACUGGGCGAGUUUUUGAACAAACAGCUGGGAAUACCCAGUGACAGGGUUUACAUCACCUUCAUUGACGUAAAUGGAGCUAAUGUUGGCUGGAACGGUUCCACCUUUGCUGGAGUUGCUCUGUAAAGCAUUGGAAUAAUGCAAUCUCUACCUGCAAUGUAUUCUUCUUCCUCUCAUUAUACUGUACUGUACUUUUUUUUCCUCAAUAAACCA
Hyla sarda is the source of this 1080-nucleotide messenger RNA. Its product is annotated as macrophage migration inhibitory factor-like. Bases 544 to 993 code for a protein of 149 amino acids. The transcript has 4 exons. Gene Ontology annotation, molecular function: cytokine activity; phenylpyruvate tautomerase activity. The record is from RefSeq and is a predicted model, not a curated record. Lineage: Eukaryota; Metazoa; Chordata; Amphibia; Anura; Hylidae.